Messenger RNA from Myxocyprinus asiaticus (Chinese sucker), 2258 nucleotides. RefSeq names its product transmembrane protein 169-like. NCBI's taxonomy places the organism in Eukaryota, Metazoa, Chordata, Actinopteri, Cypriniformes, Catostomidae. The transcript is spliced from 3 exons. The record is from RefSeq and is a predicted model, not a curated record. The coding region runs from base 259 to 1137 and encodes 292 amino acids.
GGGGUAGGACACGCUUUGGGGCGCGCCGCGCGAUCUCUGGUGUAGCACUGUCCGGGAAAUAAUAAACCGAGUGCUACAAUGGAACACGUGGUGAAGACUUGCAAAAUCAUCAUUUGAACAAUAGAAAGCGUCUUCUCCAUGCAUUUGUAUUUGCAACUGAUGCAAGACAACAUCAGAUGACAUCACCACCAUCUUAAGGGCUGCACUGAGCAGUCCAACAUCAUACUGACAUCAUCAUUCAUCAGUAGGAGGCACAUCAUGAGUGAAGGGGCGUCUGGAGACACCACUGGUAUGGAGUUUGAGGGAGUGAUUGGGACAGAGGAAACCCCAGUAAACACACUGCAUAGGUCAGCAGAGGAGGAGGGAACCACCACACGGAGGAAAAAGAAGAAGAAAAAGAAGGAGAUCAUCUACCGCUCUGACCUGGAGGACGAUGAUGAGGAUGCAGGGGAGGGAACUUCAGCAGAUGUGGAUGGAACCUUUGAUCCUCGACCUGAAGAAGAAGAGGAGGAUAUACCUCCCGACAGCCGUUUCGUGACUCUCACUGGCACCAUCACGCGAGGAAAACGGAAAGGCCAAAUGGUAGACAUCUAUAUGACCCUCACUGACAAAGAGUUGAGAGACAUGGCGCGUUCCAAAGAGCGUCUAGAUGCGGAGUGCGACGGGGUUGCUGAAGCCAAGCAAAAACCCUGCACACUAGGGGUCAGCCAGGGCCCUCAUGUUCUCCUCUGGAGCCUUUCCUGCUCUCCAUUCAUCUUCUUUCUCUCCUUCAUCUUGUCAUUUUACUACGGAACGCUCACCUGGUACAACGUCUUCCUGGUUUACAAUGAAGAACGCACCUUCCUGCACAAGAUCACAGUGUGUCCUUUGCUUAUCCUGUUAUAUCCGGUGCUAAUCAUGGUGUUGUGUGUUUGUAUGGGGGUGUAUGCCGCUGUCACCCAGCUCUCAUGGGUGUUUGGAGAAUGGUGGCUGGCGGUCAGGGACCUGGAGAAGGGCUUCUGUGGGUGGAUGUGUGGGAAAAUGGGAUUGGAGGACUGUGCCCCGUACAAUGUGGUUGAGCUCCUGGACUCUGACACUCUUUCCGGGACACUCCGGGGAAAGAGGACAGAAGAUGUUGAGACAACUUCUGCUUUGUGAGCUGGAAAAGAUGGAAUAACAUUGAUCUUAUGAGAAGUCGUAAUAAUAGGAUUAAGAAAUGGUAAAAUUGUAAGAAAUCGUAUGAGUUGGCUCAAAAAUGUUUGACUUUUAUUGCCAUAGAGAAAAAUAAACAAACCAAAUGAACAGUAAUAUCACGUGUAAUAUAAAUAGUAAUAUAAAGUGUAGCUCCAAUCCAUAAACCUAACCAUGAUUUUAAUAGUUAAAUCACUGUUGUGUAUUAGAGGUCAACCGAUAAUGGAUUUUGCAUAUACCUAUAACUAAGGUCGUGGAAAAGGCAGAUAACUUUUAAAAUAGAUUUAGUCUUUCCUUACUAUGACGGACACAUAUAUAGAGGCUACAAGAGUCCAAAAUAAGUAAAAUCCCAGAUGUCGUUUAUUGUUUAACCAAAAUCCCAAUAAUAAUCAGAUAUAAUGAAGAUUUGGUGCAAAAUGUGGGACUUUAACUUUAAACAAGCCCAAAAUACACGGGGGACUUUUAUUUUGAAAUAAGAGGAGACUUGGCUCCAUUACAAUGCUCUAUAUUUAAGUAUUAAUCAAAUUUAUCUUUUUAUAGCCUAUAUAUUCACCAGAUAAAGGGUUUUAUAUAUAUAUAUAUAUAUAUACUACCGGUCAAAAGUUUUGAAACACGACUGAAAUGUUUCUCGUGAUCUUAAAAAUCUUUUGAUCUGAAGGCGUAUGCUUAAAUGUUUGAAAUUAGUUUUGUUGACAAAAAUAUAAUUGUGACACCAUAUUAAUUUAUUUAAUUAUAAAACAAAAAUGUAAUAAAAAAAAAAAAAAGUUUUUGAAAUUGAUGACUUGGACUAAAUAAUAAAGAAAAGCAGCCAAUAAGUGCCCAACAUUGAUGGGAACUCCUUCAAUACUGUUUAAAAAGCAUCCCAGGGUGAUACCUCAAGAAGUUGGUUGAGAAAAUGUCAAGAGUACAUGUCUGCAAAUUCUAGGCAAAGGGUGACUACUCUGAAGAUGCUAAAAUAUAACACAGUUUUGAUUUAUUUUGGAUUUUGUUUAGUCACAACAUAAUUCCCAUAGUUCCAUUGAUGUUAUUCCAUAGUUUUGAUGACUUUACUAUUAUUCUAAAUGUGAAGAAAAAAAAUUAUAAUAAAG